AUGUCCUUCGCUGAAAACCCGAGAAUAUCCGCCCAAUCCCCUCCCCUCACCGUGCUGUUCUUAUUCUUCCUCGUCAUCUUUGGACUCGCUGUUGCCACAGGUCUCUUCAUCCUCGCCUCUGACAAAGCUGAGGCUGCUGGUGACAUCCUCCUCUUCUUGACGGACUUGUGCGAAUACGUCGCUUUCGAGGCCUGCCUGGAAGCUGUUUUCGCUGUGUUGCCGAUGUUGGAGAGAAGUCAGUCUCAAGAAAUCGGAAUUGACCAAGGCGAGGUAAAGACGGUGGAUAUCACUAUACUGGAUUGCAUAGAGCAUGUCGCUGGUUCGGUAAUGAGUGACAUUGCACGCCUCUCAUACGGUGAUCUUCCUCGUAUCGACGCUCUUCCCCCGUCAAUGACAUCCUCGGGUGAUGUAGAUUCCACAUUGGAUAUCUCUGAAGCACAGGAGAUAUCUGUGGUGUCAGUUUCGGACAUCAGCCUGUACGCUACCGUCCCCGCACAGAAAUCGAUAUCGCGCAAUGUGAUUAAACGCACGGCAGUCGGCUAUGCUGCGUUCCGCUCCGGUAUUAUUAGCUCAGAGUCAACCCUGCCAGUCAGUCGGAGACGAGAACGCGUAGAACGCUUUAGCACCAUCAUGUUUUCAGGAUCUACGGGCCAUGGCGGAGAGACUCGACACAGUUGGAACCUUCAGACACCCAUGGGAGGACCACUGAUGGACGAUACCGUAGACCCUUUUGCGGCAGCUGAGCCUAUGGGCGAGCAGUGA
This is a messenger RNA of Guyanagaster necrorhizus, 762 nucleotides long. RefSeq lists its product as uncharacterized. The record is from RefSeq and is a predicted model, not a curated record. The coding region runs from base 1 to 762 and encodes 253 amino acids. NCBI's taxonomy places the organism in Eukaryota, Fungi, Basidiomycota, Agaricomycetes, Agaricales, Physalacriaceae. The transcript has 4 exons.